This is a messenger RNA of Calidris pugnax (ruff), 2727 nucleotides long. It is a transcript of the gene ATXN10, whose product is annotated as ataxin 10. The coding region runs from base 20 to 1339 and encodes 439 amino acids. The transcript is spliced from 10 exons. NCBI's taxonomy places the organism in Eukaryota, Metazoa, Chordata, Aves, Charadriiformes, Scolopacidae. The record is from RefSeq and is a predicted model, not a curated record. Gene Ontology annotation, cellular component: cytosol. Gene Ontology annotation, biological process: neuron projection development.
GGCCGCGCCAGGGCAGGCGAUGGCGGCGACGGGAUCGUUGCCCGCUGCGGCGGCGCGGCUGGGUCGCGCCGUGGCGGUCGCGCCGGAGGCCCGCUUAGAAAGCGUGCGGGGGCUGACGAGCCUGUUCCGGGAGGCGCAGCUCAGAGAAAUGGCAGAAGAAAGCAUAUUUCGGAAUCUCCUGGAAAUCCUGAUGAGUGCCUCAAGUGAAAUUGAGCAAGUCUGCAAGGACUCCUGUGAACUGGUAGAUCUUGACACCUGCCUGCUGCUCACAGCAGAGUGUUUCAGAUGUCUGAGGAAUGCCUGUGUUGAGUGUGCCAAGAAUCAACAUGUCGUAAGGAACUUGGGUCUCAUCUCUACAGCUGUCAAUUUGAUCAAAUUGCUUCAUGGAAUACAAAUCAAAGAAGAAUUGUUAUUAACUGCUCUUCGUUGUAGUCUCCAGUUUCUUGGAAACAUUGCAGCAGGAAAUGGAGAUUCCCAGAAUAGCAUUUGGAAGUGUGCUUUCCCAGAUCUCUUCUUAACAUGUCUAGCAUACAGUGAUGAGAAAAUUGUUGCCUAUUGUUGCAUGGUCCUUUUCACCUGCCUUAAUUCAGAGAAAGUGAGAGAACUGCUGGAUCCUGGGAACUUGGCUGUGGCUCUUCGUGUCCUGAAAGUCUACAAAGAGCAGUUGGAGUCUGAGUGGUCGUUCUUGAUUGUUACAGACCAUUUGCUGAAGUGUCCAGAGUUGGUAGAAGCCCUCUAUGCCAAACUGAGCAAUCAAGAAAGAGUUACUUUGUUAGAGCUGAUGUUGGAGAAAGUAAGUGAGAAGAACCCAGUAAACAGUGAAGAAAUGAACGUCUUCAUGAGUCAUGCUGAAUUCCUUGCAGGCUGUUUCCAGGAGAAAUGUGAAGCUGUGCUCAAGUUGACUUCUGCAGCAGAUGCAGAAGAUGAGGAAGCACUGGUUAUGAUUCGUCUUCUUGACGUUCUUUGCGAAAUGACAUCAAGCAACGGGCAGCUGGAGCAUCUACAGGCUCUGCCUGGUUUGCUUGAAACAGCCAUAGAUACCCUGAGAUUAACUCAUCUUGCUGGGAAACAGGCCGUAAAUAUUUUCACUGCUACCCAUGCUAUGACAGGGCAGGAAGAAAUUUCACAUCCAGCUGUGGGUUUUAAAUCUCAUCUCAUUCGAUUGAUUGGAAAUUUGUGUUACAAAAAUAAGGAAAACCAAGACAAGGCAUUUUUCAACAGUGAUUGCUCCUCACUGGAUUGGUGCUGGCAAAAGAAAUCUAGAACUGGGAGAUUCUCUGCACUUCUCUUGAGGGCUGCCUUGUGUUGUCCAUAUAACGUGGAGUUGGAAACUGCUUAGACUGGAAAAAGCACCAAGAAGUAAAAAUGGAUCUCAGAGGGUGAGAGAGGGAGUAGUUCAGGUCCAAGAGAUAACUCCUGGAAGAUGGGGAAGGCAUUAUCAGUCUGGACAUAAAACAAACGAGGGAGUAUGAUUAUUUUGCAACAAUCCUCCUUGACUCUGACAGUUGCAGAAGUUUUCUGUCCAAAAGGUAUCCUGGUCUCCAAAAGGAAGAGCCUCUCUCCAGACUACGAUCAAAGCAAUGUCUACUUUCACCUCAAAUUUUAUUUUGGGCAGGAUUGGUUCUGUACUGCUUUUAACUGCCUUAUUGGAAUCAAGGAUACUGUGCUGUCUGGCUCAGCAUUUUCUGCAGGCUUACAGCUUACUUUAAACAAUUCAGAAAAUACUUAAAUAGUUGAAAUAUUUAAUUCAAAAAAGGAAAAAUAUAUAAAUAAAUCAGAGAUUUCUAAUUUUUUUAUGUCUCUUUAUGGGAAAGGAAAAAGCAGCUGGAGGUGGAGACAGAUGGAAGCCCAGAGCAUUUAAAAUUAAGCUCAUCCUCUUUUUGCAGCGUGGCAUCUCACCUCAGUUCAGAAGCACAGCUACUACUUCAUCAAUAUCCAUGAAGCCCCAUGGAUAAGGUGCACUGUAAUUUGCACUUGGUCUUGUUUAACCUUCAGGUGACUUCCAUAACAUAGUUAUGUUAAACUUAAAAUUUUCCUAUCAUUUUUGAGUACAGGCAAACUUCAGUUUAGAGACACAAUGGCAGAAAAGGGAUUUCUCUUUGAAUUUUUACUUAUUAGUUCAAGAAGUAUUUCAGCCUGUCCAUCCACUUGUGGAGUUGUUACGCAAUGCCUUUAGUUUUGGUGGGGGGUUCUGAAUAUUUUAACACUUUUUGACAUAUGUUCACGGUCAAUAUUUAUUGUAAGAUCAACAGUCCAGUCUCUAAUUUUGUUUUUUGGUGGGGUGGUUCGUAAGAGGUUUUCUUCUCAUGGGGUUUUGAAAAUGUGAUCAAAGUACUCACAGCAGCUAUGUUGCCUAAGGGAAAAAAAAUCUCCAAAAUACAUCUGAAAUAUGUGAACUGAACAGGCCUCUCAAUGGUGAUGUUAACUCUGAAACAGAAGUAUAACAAAUGGUGAUGAUGAUAGCUAUUCUACCAUUGACCUCUUUUUCAGAAAUGCAUGUUUAUCUUGUGUUUGCAGCACAAUAAUAAGGAAAAAAAAUACAGAUUUUGUAAUUCAUCUUAAAUAUCAAGUCCUAACUCUCGGUAUAGUGGGAAUUUUCACCUGCAAUUUGGAUUUUGAAAUUGAGUUUGCUGAAAGUUUAUAUAAAGCCAAAUCCUUCUAUUAUUACAUACCUUUCAAAAAUCUGUCCUUUGUGAGCUGUUCAAUGAAUGCUUAUAAAAGCUUUUU